Molecule: messenger RNA, 1632 nt
Organism: Scomber scombrus (Atlantic mackerel)
Lineage: Eukaryota; Metazoa; Chordata; Actinopteri; Scombriformes; Scombridae
Product: ubiquilin-1-like
Biological process (GO): ubiquitin-dependent protein catabolic process
Cellular component (GO): cytosol
Molecular function (GO): polyubiquitin modification-dependent protein binding
Source: RefSeq, a predicted model, not a curated record
AUGUCACGCGCGGUGAAGGAUGAAACGAGAGCAGCGCGUGAGUGUCCGAAGUACGACAGGAUCCACAUUGCUGUCAAAAGUGUCACAGAGAGCAAAGACUUUAACGUUAGAGGAGACUGCACCGUCAGACAGCUGAAAUGGGGUCUAGCAGAGCACCGUGGAGCCCCGGCAGAAGAGCUGGUUCUGAUCCACUCUGGCCGAGUCCUCAAAGAUUCAGAACUGCUGAGUCACCUUAAAAGACAGGAUGGGUUAGUGAGCCUGUGCAUGAUCCAAAGACCUCAGCAUUCUUCUGUGGUUCCCACCAAUGACCCAACUUCAGAACUGCUCCAGUCAGACCUCACAGCCGUUCUUCACCCUGAACCUGACACCUUAACACCAUCUCCCACCUCCCCCUUCUGCCUGGUGGAAGGUCUGGACAGCCUUGGCCUAACAAACGACGGGCCUGGUUUCUUCCCUGCACUUCAGCGGCAGAUGGAGAGGCAGCUACUGGCUGACCCGGAGAUGAUGCGCCAUGUGCUGGGCAGCCCCUUUGUGCAGAGUACCCUCUCUAACUCCAGCCCUCAGCUCACCAGACAACUCAUUCUGUCUAGUCCCCAAAUCCAGCAGCUCCUACAGACAAAUCCAGAGGUGGGGGAUAUGCUCAACAACACAGAUGUUGUAACACAGGUUUUAGAGCUCAUCAGGAACCCUGACAUGAUACAUGAAGUGAUGCAUAAUGAAGACAGAGCAUUAGACAAUCUACAACAAAAGCAGGACAACUCUGAAACCAUCACUGGUGAUUCCGAUGGCCUUCAAGAAAAUGACAGUCUCAAACUACCACAAAUCCAGAGAGGAGUGCCGCCAGUGGUGCCUGCAUCGUCUGAGAAUCAACAACCACCUGAAAGAGACAGAGAGAAGACUCCAUCACUCUCCAGCCACUCCACAGAUCCUCUCAUAGGACUGACUGCCAACCACACAACUGAUCCAAACUCUCAGCACACUAUUACUGCUGCAUCAGGUAUGCAGUCACUGCUAGAGGAGAUCACAGCUAGUCCAGGACUGAUGGAAAGCCUGCUUUCUGGGCCUUAUGUCAGCUGUCUUCUGAAUUGCCUCAGCCAGAACCCCGACCUGGCAGCACAGAUGUUGCUGAGCCACCCUUUGUUCUCAGGAAAUCCUCAGCUGCAGCUGCAGAUGAGACAGCAGCUCCCUCUAUUCUUGGAACAGAUGCAGAGUCCAGAGCUGCUGGCAGCCAUGUUGAACCCCAAAGCCAUGGGGGCUCUGCUUCAGAUCCAUCAGGGCCUCCAGACUCUGAGUGCAGAGGCCCCUGCCCUCAUACCUGAGACUGAACUAGGAAAUACCAGAGCCAAUGUUAAUGCUGCCCCCGAACACAGGUCUGAUUCUGUGCUGAAUAACCAAUCAGGAAGUGGUCCUCAGGUUGCCACGGUGACAGAACAGCAGCAGCAGUUUGUACAACAGAUGCUACAGGCGUUGGCUAAUGCUAAUCAUGAGGUCAAUCGAGAGGAAGCUGAUUUUUAGGAGGAGCUGGAUCAGCUGAGCUCUGUUGGCUUCAGAGACAGGCAGGCUGACCUUCAGGCCCUCAUCAGCAGCCGGGGAGACCUCACCACUGCUGUACAACAUCUGCUCAGUCAUUGA